UUUGAUUAGAUUGGAGAAGAGCAUGAUGAAUCAAAUGGAAAAAGAAGCAAGGCAAAUGAAGUUAAGGAGAAAGAAGAAGCAAAUGAUAAUAAGGACAAUUCAAAGCCUCCUGAGCAUUCUACUAAGGACUAUAUUCAUGUCAGAGCUCGAAGGGGACAAGCUACUGACAGCCAUAGCCUUGCUGAGAGGGUUAGGAGAGAAAAGAUUAGUGAAAGAAUGAAAUUCCUGCAAGAUCUUGUUCCUGGUUGCAACAAGGUGACUGGAAAAGCUGUAAUGCUAGAUGAAAUAAUAAACUAUGUGCAGUCAUUGCAGAGACAAGUUGAGUUUCUUUCGAUGAAGUUGUCUACUCUUAAUCCAAGGAUGGAAUUGAACUUGGAAACUAUCCUCUCAAAGGAUAUCUUCCAAUCUCGCACUUCAAUGGCACAAAAUCUUUACCCUUUCGAAUCGGCUUAUGGAACAACAAUGAACACAUUCUCAGUUGAAUCUUUGAACAAUGGUUCAAUUCACCAAAAUACAAGCUUGCAGGUUCCUCCUGUUGAAAAUCAUGUAGACAUUGCUUCUUCUCAGGCUGCAACAUUUUGGGAUGAUGAACUCCAUAGUGUUGUGAAAAUGAGUUUUGGCGAAAAUCUGUUUCAGAAUUCUCAAUAUUAAGAGAUCUAGAAGCGGGUUUUACUCGAGGUCAAUUUAGAACGAAAACCGGGAUCGAUUCGAUUAGAUUCUGUACAGUGAGUGUAAAAGGAAGGGAUUAUGAGCUCCAAGUUUGAUGGGGAAAGAACACCUUGAAGGGAAGUUUUACUGAUCAUUAGGCAGUUUUCAGUUAAAUAACUGCCGUAAAUAAUUGUAAUUGUAAUUUUUUUUUUGUAUAAUUAUUUUAGAACUGAUUGUAACAGAGGCCAUAGGAAUUUAUGUCAAAAGGCACUGGUGGGAAGAAGUGUGUGACAGAGAUGAUUCCUUUUUUUUUUUUGGUUCAAAUCAUUGUACUGAAAAAUUAUUUAAAUGUAUUUUCUUACCAAAUCAUCAAUUAUAUAUUUUAUUCCCCUAAUUGAUUCCAGUUGGUUGUUGAUAAUGAUAUGCCAUUGAUUGUCUCUA
Molecule: messenger RNA, 1089 nt
Organism: Impatiens glandulifera
Lineage: Eukaryota; Viridiplantae; Streptophyta; Magnoliopsida; Ericales; Balsaminaceae
Product: transcription factor bHLH62-like
Exons: 7
Coding region: 217-651 (144 amino acids)
Biological process (GO): regulation of DNA-templated transcription
Cellular component (GO): nucleus
Molecular function (GO): protein dimerization activity; DNA-binding transcription factor activity
Source: RefSeq, a predicted model, not a curated record